Molecule: messenger RNA, 690 nt
Organism: Hyaloperonospora brassicae
Lineage: Eukaryota; Oomycota; Peronosporomycetes; Peronosporales; Peronosporaceae
Source: the annotation of a GenBank genome assembly
AUGAAAGUGCGCAGCAUCGUCGAGCAGUUUGAGCGGAUGGCGGCCUUAGCCAGUGCGGGCGCUAGCAGCCACUCGAUUGGCUCGGCUGAACGGGGCGACGUCCAGGGCCUAGUGACGUACUACGACAGCCUGGCCGACGUCGAGGCCCCGUCUGUGAUUGGGACGUCCAAGGGCGUGCGUCCUGAUCGGAACCAGCGAAUGACAGAUGCACGUGACUCAGAGACCGACGAGGUAGAGCUGGAGCGGACCCAGGAAGAGCUGGAGAACAGUCGCGCACCGUUGUCGGCGCCGUCCAGACUCGAGUCGAAUCCUGUGACCAAGAUCCCGCAGCCCAAAUCGCGCGAGCAUCAUCUGGCGAUCUAUUCGCCACUGUACGUGCAGCCACCCGCACCUGUGUCCAGUCGAGUGCGCGGUCCUGUCGCGAGCUACGCGGCUUUUGCGGCCCGGAUUGAGAACUCACAGUCUCGGCUACUGGAAUUCGAAAAGGACGAGCGAUGGCUCGUACAAGUCGAGGCCAUGAAGGGUCGAGUCGAGGCACUGAAGCGGAAGUCGCACAUGGCUUUGGCAAAAGAAGUGGCCAGCAAUGCUUCGUCACGGAAGACGAGGAGUUUGAGCGAAUGCAGCGGCGUAUCUACGGCAUCCACUGCGUCCAUGUCGUCAAUGGAUAUGCUCGAAGUCAGUUGUGAGUAA